Molecule: messenger RNA, 2931 nt
Organism: Maylandia zebra (zebra mbuna)
Lineage: Eukaryota; Metazoa; Chordata; Actinopteri; Cichliformes; Cichlidae
Biological process (GO): immunoglobulin mediated immune response; cytokine-mediated signaling pathway
Cellular component (GO): external side of plasma membrane; membrane
Molecular function (GO): protein binding; cytokine receptor activity
Source: RefSeq, a predicted model, not a curated record
CUGUGGUGGCUUAAAAUGAUUUCAGUGAUGCAAUGUUGAUGCUAAAAAUAUUGCUUUUAAUAUAACAAGUAAAUCACUUUUGCCAUAUACAAUAAUCAUUUCUUGAGUAAAGUUCAGCAUGAACAGAUAUAAAAUAGACUUGCACUAAAGGAAACAAAAAGGUGGCAUCAAAACCCACUUUGCUGUGACGUAGUGAUAGUCACACGUAUUACACGUAAGGCAUUUUUCCACUGCAUAGCAAAGGGGUUGCUGUACAUAAGUUGAAAUGUUAAAGCUGACCUGUGACAAGGAAGUGAGACUCAAAUGUCCUCUCUUCCUCUUUCGCAUUAAAAAAGCCUUUUGCUUUUUCUGAGCAGUAUAGUUGUACAUGUGUCACCGAGAGGACAUGUUCAUUAUUUGUGCUGUUGCAGUGUGGGAGUAGUCACCCUGUCCUGGCUCUUAACUGGAUGAGAAAAAUUGGGAAGCAGUGAGCCAAAGUCUGGAGCGACUACAAUGCUUCAAAUCUUCCAGUCACUGAGCUUUGGAAACAAACCAUCCCAGUGGCCUCAAAGGACUUAACAAAUGGAGAGAAAUAAGAAAAGACUUUCCCUGUUUAUUCUGCUGCCUCUGCUGCUGCUCUGCACAAGUGAUGAGUGUCCCAGGCUUCCAGAGAAUCUCACUUGCUACACUGACUACAAUAGAAACAUCACAUGUUUGUGGAACAGCAAAUACGUGUCUGAUGACACUGCAUGCACCAUACAUGCUCAGUAUGAAGGUCCCUACAUCUCUUACAGCACUUCCUGUCACCUAAAGUCUGUUGACAUGUCCAGACCAGACCUAAAGGAGUGCUCCCUCAUCUUUGAAAUGGAAUACACUUUUCGGUCUCUCCAUGUGUUGUCCAUGAAUCUGAGCUGUGCUCAUAUGAAGCAGAGUCUAAACACUUCCUACAUGCCGUCCUGUCACAUAAAGGUGAAUCCUCCUUCGAAGCCAGAAGUCAACGUCACCUCUGUUUCCUGGUUGUCCGAAGACCCCGAACAUGAAAUGAUCAACUCAUACGAAAGUGAAGUGCAGUGGAAGCAGCAGGAUCAGUCAUGGAGUGAUCCCCCCUUUCAGAAAAAAGGUGACAUUCAGUGCGAGAAUGAGUGCAGGGCAGAGCUGGACCCAGACAAACUGAUACAAGGCGAGAAGUACGAGGUACGAGUUCGUGUGCGGUCUGUUAAACCUCGACCCAAGGGAGCCUGGAGUGACUGGAGCCCCACUGCAUCAUGGGAGUCACCAGUAGGAAAAAGAAAACCACCAUCAGAUGUUCCUACACUUGUUGUGUGCAUAAUUACAGCAGGUGUUGUAGUGUUAAUGGCAGUCAUUCUCUGCACAACUAAAAAACACUGGGUUUAUGUAGUAAAGACAAUGAAAGGUCAGCCCGUACCAGACCCAGGAAAAUCCUCCCUGCAGAAUGUACAUUUUAAGAGUGGGUUCUCCAGUGAAUACUUUCACUCCUUCUUGAAACCAGUGGAAAUUAUCACUGUAGAAUUAAUCUCACCUGUGGAUGCUGCUGUGGCCUACAAGCCAGAUGAGAAGAUGGUGUUGAACAAAGGCAGCUAUGACUCCACCAGCUCCAGCUUCACUAACCCAAGUUACUCUGAGCUUUGUAGCCCUCCUCCUAUUUCCUCACUCACUGCUGGGAAUCUGAAGCCCUGUGCGGUUGACACGCCUUAUGGUCCUGUUGGUACUCGGGGUGAAGGAAAAAGCGCAGAACAGGAAAGUGAUGAAGCGAGAGAGAAAGAAAAGGAGACGUUAAUGUUGCUGCUCAAAGGCAGCAGUAACAGUGAGUCAGUGCAGGUGAUUUCAGACUACGAGAAAACUGAGAGGCUCGACAAUGAUCGAUUUAGGCUCCAGAGUCUAGAUUCAGGCAUGUGCAGUUGUGAAGAGGUCAGUGAAGAGAGCAUGGAGGCAGAUAGCAUCAAUAUGACUGAUAGCCAUAAUGAAGAACCUGAGGGUGAGGAAGAGAAGGAGGGAGGGAAUAAACAAAAGGCAGAUUUUCAGAGGUUGUUUGGAAGCAGCGGAGGUGUGUUUGGCAAGUCUAUCCAGGUUUGUUCUGAUUAUGAGCGAGUGGAGAAACAGCAGGCUGACAGCCCGGAGCUUCCCAGCUUGGAUUCAGGUGUUAGCAGUGGGGGAGAGGAGCAGCUGAGUCAGGAUGAGGGCAUGGAGGAUGUUGAUAAGUCCACUGAAUCUACACGCUUCCUGUUUCCGCCUCAUCCUUCCAGUGCUUUACCAUGCUCCCUGCUCUCUUUUCCACAACUGCCUCUGAACUUGCCUGGGCCACGACUGAGUCCAGCGUUGCAGCUCCAGCCAGGUCACAUGACACAGGGGUUUGCUCUGAUGUCAACAGGCAGGUCGGUGGAGCCCUCUGGUGAUGGAUAUAUGCCAGUGAAACAGGAGGACGGCUGAGAACAGACAGCAGGCUCAACUAGCAGGACAACAUAGCAUGUAGCACUUGGAGGAGUCAUCACAGUCAGUCAGUUCUCAGGAAAAUGUGACAUCACAUAAUUCUUUCUCUUCUGCUCAGUUUUCAGCAACUUUGACAGUUUCAUGAAUGUAUUUUACUUUUGUUUUUUAUAUAUUUAUAUCAAUAUUUAUGCCUGCUCAGAAGCUCAUACUGUCACCCCAGAAUAAAAUAAUGUGACUCUUUCUACAAUGUAAAGGCUGCCCUCUCUGCCAUCACACUAGCUGACCUGACUGACUCUAAACUGCGUAAAUCUGUGUAAACUGUGGUAAACUGUGGUAAACUUCCCUACAUGGACUAAAGUUUUUGGCCACAUACAUAUUGAGCGAUUUAAAUCCAUACCAUGAAGCUUCCAGUGCACAUUUUUUAUCCUGAUGUCAGUGGCAGAGGAGGUUUGGAGCUGUACAGAGCAGAGAUGGGCAGUAACGCGUAAUCCGAUUACUUUUUUC